This is a messenger RNA of Micromonas pusilla CCMP1545, 222 nucleotides long. RefSeq lists its product as uncharacterized. The record is from RefSeq and is a predicted model, not a curated record. NCBI's taxonomy places the organism in Eukaryota, Viridiplantae, Chlorophyta, Mamiellophyceae, Mamiellales, Mamiellaceae. The transcript has a single exon. The coding region runs from base 1 to 222 and encodes 73 amino acids.
AUGAGCGGUACGGCGGACGUCGUGUGGACUUCCGGGACCGCGACCGCCGGGGCGACGCUCACCGCGGAGGAGGCGAAGUGGGAGCUCCCGAAGAAGCGCGCCGUGCCGCGGACGAAGGAGGAACGCGGGCCGAUCCUCAAGUUCACGGAGCUCGUCACGAAGGUGCGUUCUAUACACUGGUUCCCAUACGACCGCGUUGGCGUGGUGAACGCCGAUCCUUAA